Molecule: messenger RNA, 3612 nt
Organism: Pterocles gutturalis (yellow-throated sandgrouse)
Lineage: Eukaryota; Metazoa; Chordata; Aves; Pterocliformes; Pteroclidae
Product: nuclear receptor coactivator 6-like
Exons: 7
Biological process (GO): positive regulation of transcription by RNA polymerase II
Cellular component (GO): nucleus; histone methyltransferase complex; transcription regulator complex
Source: RefSeq, a predicted model, not a curated record
UUCUUCAGAACCGCGUCCAGCUGGCCUGGAGGAGGGUGAUCAGUCGUCGAUGUCUGGAGAACAAGGAGUGAAUUUAGAUAAUUCAGGCCCUAAACUUUCCGAUUUUGCAAGCAGGCCACCAGGUUAUCCAUCUCAGCCAGUGGAACAAAGACCACUUCAGCAGAUGCCACCUCAACUCAUGCCCCAUACGCAGCAGCCGCAGCCCCAGCAGCAGCAGCAGCCGCAGGCACCACCACAGCAAGCCCAGGCACCACCGCAAACACCGCAGCAGCAGCAGCAGAUGAUGAUGAUGCUUAUGAUGCAGCAGGAUCCCAAAUCAGUCAGGCUUCCUGUACCUCAAGGUGUUCACCCACCUAGAGGGCCUCUGAAUCCAGAUGCUCAACGAAUGCCGAUGCAGCAGAGUGGUAACAUGCCUGUCAUGGUUAACCUCCAAGGUCCUGGAUCAGUGCCUCCAUCUCCUGAUAAACAAAGAAUUUCCUUGCCAAGCAAUCCUCCCCUGGGAAAUAAUGCAAGAAAAAUGGUUUAUCAAGAUAAUGUACAGAACCCUUCCAGCUCACCCCUCGGAGAGGUUUCAUCAGUAUCCUCCCUUCCAGAAGGAGGUGGAACUGAAGGUCCCCCAGCAUCAGGAGCUCAGAAUAAUUUGACGUCUCAUUUAGUAGUUUCACAGAACCAAUUAAUGAUGACGGGACCUAAACCUGGACUUUCAACCCCACUUUCAACUGCUCAAGGUGCAAGUCCCCAGCAGCAGUCUAAUUCUCUGCCCGGUGCUCUUACACACCACUUUCCCAAUGUUGCCACCCCAUCACAAACUUCAAGGCCUAAAACCCCAAACAGGGCAAGCCCAAGGCCAUACUAUCCUCAGACUCCUAAUAACCGUCCGCCUAGCACAGAACCAUCAGAAAUUAGCUUGUCUCCAGAGAGACUCAAUGCUUCUAUAGCCGGUCUGUUCCCUCCCCAGAUUAAUAUUCCUUUACCUCCCAGGCCUAAUCUCAAUAGAGGAUUUGAUCAGCAGGGUCUUAAUCCCACUACUUUGAAGGCCAUUGGACAAGCCCCGUCAAAUCUCACAAUUAACAAUCAGUCUAGUUUUGCUGCUCCACAGACACACAAAUUGGAAGGUGUGGUCAUUAAUUCAGGAAAACAAACCAACACUGGAGGAACAAAGAGAGCAAGUCCAAGCAAUAGCCGAAGGUCCAGUCCUGGAUCCAGUAGGAAAACUACACCAAGCCCUGGCAGACAGAAUUCAAAAGCAGCUAAAUUAUCCUUGACAACUCAGCAGAAUCCACCUCUCUUGCAGAACAUGGAAUUACAAAGAAAUAUGAUGGCUGGUCCCUCUUCUUUGCCAACACCUGUGACUACAAGUUUUCAAAAUAGCAACAUGCUAAGUAAUCAGAAUCCUGCAAUUUCUGCACCUGCUACGACUGGCGUUCCUGAAGACAGUAAAGAGAGCCUUAGUGUGCCUCAAGAUAACGAGAGUCAAAGUGCACAAGGUGUCCAAGGUAACAAAGACCAGCCCAAUAUUGAACUAAAAGCUAUCCCUACUCCAGAAAUGAAAGUGUUGGUCCCAGAAGAACAGUCAAAAAAAGAGGGGCAGGCCUUGGACACCAGCAAGCUUCCAGUCUUGGAGGAAAGUAAAACCAUGGUAUCUCCAGCUAUGAGGGAGGCACCAACUUCUUUAAGUCAACUUCUUGAUAAUUCUGGAGCUCCUAAUGUAACGAUUAAGCCCCCUGGGCUGAGUGGUCUUGAAAUGACACCGAUAGUCACCACUGGUGAGGAGCUAAAGAAGAUAGCUGUCAUUCCUCCACUGCAAGAUCCAUCCUCGAGCAAAGAGCCGUCUAAUUCACUUAGCUUGCCUCAAAAUAACGAGCCCUGUUCAAAUCCAGGGCACCAGGAACUGGGAGAAAUAAACUCAAACGUUUCACAGAGUGUUCCUCCGGUAGUGCAAAGGCCUGUCAGCUCUUCUCCUAUUUCGGGUCCUUUACCCCCCAACCAGAUCACAGUUUUUGUAACUUCAAACCCUAUUACGUCUGCUAAUACAUCAGCAUCGUUGCCAUCUCACUUGCAGCCUGCAUUGGUGUCAACUGUUGUCACAAUGCCCAACGUAGGGAACAAAGUUAUGGUUUCUGAGGGACAGUCAACAGUUCAGUCUAACCCCCGGCCACAGUUUAUUACACCCGUUUUUAUAAACUCAUCGUCGAUAAUUCAGGUUAUGAAGGGCUCUCAAUCCAAUACGAUUCCAGCAGCCCCGAUGACGUCUAACUCUAGUCUGAUGCCUCAGUCGGUUGCUGUCGUUGGUCCUUUGCAUAUACCGCAGAAUAUCAAGUUCUCCUCUGGGCCUGCUCCUCCCAGCACAUCCUCCAGCAGUCCUGUUUCCAGUAUUCCCACCAGCAGGCCACUGGUUCUUAAUCCCUUGGCACCUCCUGUUCAGCUGCCUUCUCCUGCUACAACUUCUUCCAGUGUUCCUUCACAUCUCCCUGCUCAGCAAGGCAAAGACGUCAGCCCAGAGGAGGCCUCUCAGAGCGGUGGGUCGGGUGAGCAGUGCUCUGUUACAGCCGCGCAGCCAGGACCCGUUGUUUCACCUCUUCUCACCAGUAGUCCGGGGUCUGGGAACAGACGCAGUCCUGUCUCAUCAAGUAAGGGAAAGGGAAAAGUGGACAAGAUUGGCCAACUCUUGCUGACUAAAGCCUGCAAGAAGGUCACUGGCUCCCUCGAGAAAGGGGAAGAGCAAUACGCUUUGGAUGGAGAAGCAGAAGGGCAGGGACCAGAACCAUCGGCCCCAAAUAGUUUGGGAACAGAGCAGUCACCAGCAGAACUAGAUAAUAAAACUGUGACACCUCCAGCACCCAGUCUUACGAAACAGAGCACUUCUGGGCCUGGCAGUUCGAGCGUCAGCCCUGCGGCUGCUGCUCCUGCUGCCUCCGCGUCGGGGGCUGCUGUGGCGGAGGAAGAAGCAGGGGCACAGCAGGAGCAGCUACAAAGUGCAGCAUCCUCUCAACAUUUAACGCAGAAAAAAACUUCAGUUGCAACAUCAGAAAGUACUGUUCAAAGAACAGAACUUGAAACAAAUGCUCCAGUAGUUGCUGUUCAAAGUAAUGAGACAAAAGAGAAUUGUGAAAAGUCUAAAACUCCAAAUAGAAGAAAUUCAAGAACAGAGGAUUCUGCCGCUUCACAGGAAACUGUAGAGAAUGGGCAGCGCAAGAGAACCUCCAGACCAGCGUCUGCAUCCAGCACUGCAAAAGAAACGAGUGCCAGUGCAAUGCAGUCAAAAAGAAGAAAAUCCAAGUAAAUUACUGCAUGGAAACAUGAGACUUGUAAAUGAGUGUGAAUUUACCAAUAGCAGUUUUGAGCUGUCAUUUUUCUUUUUUAAAUAAAAUUCUGUACAGUAAGUCAUUUUAAUAUUAUACUGUUCCCAAUAAAUGAUUUUUUUUCUAAAAAAACAGAUAAAUAGAUAUAAAAACUGGUUUCUGCUCAAACCCCCUGGAUUUACGUGAAGUCCAGGGUUAGCACAUUAGGUUAAUGUGUUUGUAUGAAAUGGAAGGGGAGGGGAAGACAAUUGUAAAUUUAUUUGUUUCCACUUUUCAUAAAUAAAUUAGAAUACAGGGUUGUCAUUUUUAG